AGGUGAUUGGUUGAUGAGAAAGUUUGAAGGAGUAGAAAUGAAAACGAUGCUGAUAGUGAAACCCAAUUCAGCGAGCCUCCAAAACAAUGAAGCGAGCACUACUAACCAAGCCCAACUUCGCAAACAUAAUGCUCAAGCUAUUGAAAGAGCUGAUCUUGCUUUACCCAAACCUUUCCACAAAUGAUGAUAAAUGUUCAUGCGUAGCUAUGGUCAAGCAUCCUAGUCGUCCCUUGAUCGAGCACACCACACCAAUGUGGUGAUUUAUCCCACACAUUUUGAUGCUUAAGUUAGUACCGAAUCAACGAAGACUCUUACAUUUUCAGUGAAAGAGAUGACGAGAUAAGUCUGACAAUGUUCAGUCAAUUAAGCUUUUGUGUAACAUGUUCAGUCCUCGGCUUGGCCUUCAUGUCUCCAAGAAUCUUCGUUUUCUUUUCUGGAUGCGUGGGCCUAUAGGCAUCGUGGGUUCAAACCCAUGCGCCACCGCAUGAUUUUACUCGUAACAAUAUUAUAAUCAAAACAAUGAAAUGAUAAUUCAUAUUCCAAAAUGUCGGCUCCUGAUGUUGCUCAAUCACAAUUAUUGGCCGUUUCUUUAUAAUAUUGAUGUUUCAGAUCCAUAAGCCUGAAGCCUGAAGCUGAAGCAAUUGGUCUUUCACUGAUUCAGUGCUUUGCUUUGAUGGCAAACGGCGGCGUUUUGCACGUAGUGGUAUUCCCAUGGCUAGCCUUGGGCCAUCUCAUUCCCUAUGCUCGUCUCGCCAUCUGUUUAGCCCAAAAGGGCCUCAAAGUUUCCUUCAUAUCGACCCCAAGGAACCUCGGUAGAAUUCCCAAAAUACCCCCACACCUCUCCUCCGCCGUAAACCUCGUUGGCUUCCCUCUGCCCCCCGUCGACGGUCUUCCGGUCGCCGCCGAGGCUUCCUCCGACGUACCGUACAACAAGCAACAGCUAUUGAAGAAGGCCUUCGACUCUUUGGAAUCGCCGUUGUCCGAUUUGCUUCGCGAUUUAAAUCCCGAUUGGAUUAUCUACGAUUACGCCUCUCACUGGCUUCCGCCACUCGCGGCAGAGCUCCGUAUAUCGACUGUUUACUUCAGCCUCUUCACCGCCGCGUUCCUUGCCUUCCUCGGCCCGCCGUUGGAGCUGUCCUAUGGCGGAGGUUCCCGGUCAACGGUGGAGGACUUCAUGAAGGUUCCUGAGUGGAUGCCUCCAGAAUCGAACAUCCUCUUCCGGUACCAUGAGAUAAAAAAAUCCUUGGAUGGAGCAACCGGAAAUGAAUCCGGAACGUCCGAUUCAAUCCGAUUUGGUGUUUCAAUCGAAGAGAGUGUGGCUGUGGCCGUAAGAAGCUCCCCGGAACUGGAGCCGGAAUCGUUCGAUUUGCUCACAAAACUCUACCAGAAGCCAGUCAUUCCGAUUGGAUUCCUACCUCCUUUAACGGAAGACGCAGAGGAACUGAGCGGAGAUAUCAAAGAAUGGUUGGAGAAACAGAAACCUAACUCAGUUUUGUACGUUUCAUUUGGAACUGAGGCAUUUCUGAGUCAAGAAGACGUCACUGAACUAGCCUUCGGGCUGAAGAAAUCUGAGAUUCCAUUUUUGUGGAUUCUGAGAAGAAAUUCACAUAAGAACGAAUCAGAAAUGUUACCAGCCGGAUUCAAGGAGCAAGUCGGAGGCCGAGGAUUGCUUCACGAAGGAUGGAUCUCACAGGUGAAGGUACUGAGUCACAACUCGGUUGGCGGUUGUUUGACUCACUGUGGAUGGAACUCAAUCAUAGAAGGGCUCGGAUUUGGGCGAGUCAUGAUUCUGUUUCCUGUAGUAAACGACCAGGGAUUGAACGCAAGACUGUUGGAGGAGAACAAACUCGGAAUCGAGAUCGAGAGGAAUGAAAGAGAUGGAUCAUUCACGCGCGACUCAGUUUCAGAAUCGGUGAGGUCGGCCAUGGCAGAAGGUUCAGACACAGCCAAACGGUUGAAACAGAGAGCAAUGGAAAUGAAAGAGUUGUUUGGAGACGGAGAUAAGAAUGAACAUCACCUGGACGGGUUUGUGCACUUUCUUAAGUCAAAACAGAAAUGAACGGUCUAGACCGUUCAGUAAUAAAAUAUAGAUUAAAUUAUUCAAAAUUCCCUAAAAACUAAAUUACUGGACUGCUCAUGGCCCAUCUAUAAUUUGGGCCGGUCAGCUCAGGCCCAAACUAUAAUUUGGGCCGAUCAAACUGUUAUGAGCCCAACCCAUUCGGAUAGAGAUGAUCCUAUGGCGUUUAACAAA
Cucurbita pepo subsp. pepo (vegetable marrow) is the source of this 2251-nucleotide messenger RNA. RefSeq names its product UDP-Glycosyltransferase superfamily protein. Gene Ontology annotation, molecular function: UDP-glucosyltransferase activity. The record is from RefSeq and is a predicted model, not a curated record. Lineage: Eukaryota; Viridiplantae; Streptophyta; Magnoliopsida; Cucurbitales; Cucurbitaceae.